UCUGUCCUGGUGUCAUUGAUGCACUGUUCAAAAACUACAUGGGGAUCUUCCCAUUGUGGAGUGGUUUGUUGCUUGGGGAUCUGUCGCGACAUAGAAAAGGUACCUCUAAAAAAGAUGGAAGUCAUAAAACCAGGGAUACCAACUGCCAUGUUGAGCUCUGGUUUGGGUUGGUCAAACACUCCAUCCUUUUAAAAAAAAAGUACCUGAGACCAGCUGAGUUUGUCUCCAAAAUGUAUGCCUCAAUACAAGGAAGAUACGUAGAGCACAUUGAGCAACACAAUCUGCCAAUGCAUAUUCUGGACAAAAACUUUGGGCAUCCUAGCAGGCCAGAUGAUGACCACGAGGAACAGUGGAACAAGCGGGAAAGUUCUGCUGGUCACUCCAAGUCCAAGUCCAAGUACUUCAAUCCACCAAAAGCACUACCCAACCCCAAGAGCCCACCUGCCACAAAGGUGAAGAAAAGAAAAGUGGACCAACAGGAACAAGACGCACAGGGAAAUGUAAUUGAAGGCGUGUUUCAUGUUGCUGCCGACAAAUUCGCCGUUCUGAACAAAAUGUACUUGCUAAAUCACUACACAGCAAGUGUCAUUUUGUUCGGGGACAGAACUCAGCUAAUAUCUCACAGUUUACCGAAGGUCAACUUUGACAACUAUGAAGCUGUCCUGUCCUUUGUACUUGUCAACAACAACCACUGGAAGUUGCUGUACAUUCAUGCCAACACCAGCACCGUAUUCCUGGUGGAUCCAGCUCAAAGCAUAAAAGAGCUUGAUGACUCCGAACAUGCUGCCAAAAGAAUACAGGAGUACUUCAGGAUGAGGAGGACACGCCACAGCAUAACAGACUGGGUGGAUGUUAAGUGGAAGGGAGGCGUUAUGGGCCACCCACUUCAAACGGAUGGAUGUAGCUGUGGUGUCGUUGUUGUGAAGAUGGCAAAGGCAGUCAUGGAGUCCUUCCCUCUGAUCCCGAAUGUGAAUUUCGAGUGUUCGAAGAAAUACAUGAAACGGGAGAGGAGAGAACUGGCUCUCGAAAUCCUUGAGGCAUCAGGUUCAGUGUGAUGACUGUGAACGAUGGUACCAUGCCCAGUGCCUGGCAAUGGACAGCAGAGACUUUAAAAAGGCAGAGACAGGAUAUUGGAAUUGUCCUUUGUGCAAGUAAUACUUGAAAUGUGCUCAAUGAUGACGAUUAG
Gymnodraco acuticeps is the source of this 1186-nucleotide messenger RNA. RefSeq lists its product as uncharacterized. The transcript is spliced from 7 exons. Gene Ontology annotation, molecular function: cysteine-type peptidase activity. The record is from RefSeq and is a predicted model, not a curated record. Lineage: Eukaryota; Metazoa; Chordata; Actinopteri; Perciformes; Bathydraconidae. Gene Ontology annotation, biological process: proteolysis. Bases 39 to 1055 code for a protein of 338 amino acids.